Molecule: messenger RNA, 2580 nt
Organism: Chaetura pelagica (chimney swift)
Lineage: Eukaryota; Metazoa; Chordata; Aves; Apodiformes; Apodidae
Product: testis-expressed sequence 2 protein-like
Exons: 9
Coding region: 1-2580 (859 amino acids)
Cellular component (GO): endoplasmic reticulum
Molecular function (GO): lipid binding
Source: RefSeq, a predicted model, not a curated record
AUGGCAGACCAGGCUGCCGCCGCGCUGGACUCCUCUCCGGCCCCGACCCCGUCCCCAGGCUCCCCCCGGCGCGGGGACACCGAUGGGUUCACGCCGCUCCCCACCGACCCCAAGGAGGACAACGGCACCCGGGAUGGCUGCGGGCUCGUUCCCACCGGGGACAGGGACACGAAACGUGCCCCCUCUCCCCAGCCCGGGGGGACGAUGCUCCUGGCUGAUCUCCCACGGGCUCCCCAGCCCCGGUUCAGCCCGGCCAAGUCCCGCACAGCCCCGUCCUCCCCGAGCGUCUCCCCCUCGGAGAGCCGGGCUGCCCUGCUGCGGCUGCGGGAGGCCAGGCUGGAGGACACCAAGAGGCGGCUGUCGGAGGCCGGGCGGGAGCCGCUCAGCCGGCUCAGCCGGCUCAUGGCCGAGGAGAGCAGCCCUGCGCCCCGGGGGAAGGCGGGUGCCGGGGGGCCGGAGGAGGGGGGCAGCCCCGGGGCUGGGGGACGCCGGGUGAGGGACUGGAGCCCUUGGGAGCCCACCCUGAACUGCCGCUAUGAGAUCUGCUCCUACGGGGACAUGAUCCAGGUGGUGGAGGUGGCUCAGCCGGACGCAGAACCGCGGCUGCCCGCCCCCGAGGAGCCGCCGGCGGCACAACCGGGGGCCGCGGUGCCGGGCAGGGCUCUGGUUUCCAUCGCCCUCCUGGCCUACGGCUACUUCAUCCUGCCACUGCCCCCCUACGCCGCGGGGCUCUGCCUGGGGCUCAUCUGCGGGCUGCUGCUGGGCUUCCUCGCCAUCCUCCUCCUCAUGCCAAAGCUUCCGUCGGUGGCACAGGGACCACGGGGCCACCCGCGCCCCAAGCUGAUCCUGGGGGAGCCGCAGGAAACCCAUCACCUCCAGGUAGGAGAGGUGUGGUCCAGGAUGGGGUGCUGGGUGGAGGGGAGCCCGGGGCUGGGGGUGCAGCCCCGAGGGGGUGCCAAGCCCAGGCGGGAGCCGGUUGCGCACAGCGGGAAGCAGCCGGCGCCCUCUGCCCCUACCCAGGGCUGGAUGAACCAGCUGCACAGCUACGACCCUGAGCUUUUCCACCCCUCGCUGACGCACUCGGUGCUCGCCACGCUGGAUGGGGCCACCCUCAAGCUCUCCUACCCCAAGAGCAACAUCCCACGCCGAGCCACAUUCGAGGAGGAAAUCCUGGACGCCGUCUUCGUCAGCCACCGCUGCUACGACCUGACUGAUGCCAAAGUCUUGCUCUGCCCCCCCAGCCUGGCCCGGAAGAGGACGUGGAACAAGAAAUACCCCAUCUGCAUCCUCCUCCCCGACCCAGCAGAGGUGGAGUGCAGGAGCAGUGAGGAGCACAACCCGGAGCUGCAGAGGGAUGAAGGGAUGAAGAAGGGGCCAGUGCCAGGGCAGGAUGUCCCAGGGGAUUCCAGGGAGAGGUGUUUGUACCUGUUUGGGCGGACAGGGAGGGAGAAGGAGGAGUGGUACCAGCACCUCGUGCGAGCGGGACCAGGGACACCCAGCAGCACCCAUGGUGAAGGCAGGGCAGGCACGGGACUGGCUCCACAGAGCAGCGGCAGCAGCAGCGGAGGGAGCGCCGAGGACAUCCCCUCUGCCAUCCCACCCAAGGACCUGGCAGGAAGUGUCCAACAGAUUUUCCUGGAUUACAGCACCUACAUGGCCCGAUUCGUGCCAGCGCAGGCAGGGGGCAGCCCGGACCACAGCCCCUCUCAUGGAGUGAGGAGCAGCCCCACACCCACCAAGCUCGGCGAGGAGCAGGCCGGGCACGGGGAGACAUCCAUGGCCUGGAUGAACGCCCUGGUGGGACGCAUCUUCUGGGACUUCCUCCGGGAACAGUACUGGGCAGAGCAGGUGUCCAGCAAGAUCCAGAAGAAGUUGAGCAAGAUCAAGCUCCCAUAUUUCAUGAAUGAGCUGGCACUGACAGAGCUGGACAUGGGCACAUCCAUCCCCUCAGUCCUCAGUGCCUCCAACCCCACUAUGGAUGACCGAGGGCUCUGGGUGGACAUGGAGGUCACCUACAGUGGCUCAUUGCAGAUGACACUGGAGACAAAGAUGAACCUCUGCAAGCUGGGGAAGGAGAGUGCUGCAGAGGAGAGCGGCCAGGCAGAGGCAGGCGGAGAGGGCCACAUCAGCGGCAACAGCACGAGCCGGAAGAUCCUGCGCUUUGUGGACAAGAUUGCCAAGUCCAAGUAUUUCCAGAAGGCCACUGAAAACGAGUUCAUCAAGAAGAAGAUCGAGGAGGUUUCCAACACGCCGCUGCUGCUGACGGUGGAGGUGCAGGAGCUGGCAGGCACCUUGGCUGUGAAUAUCCCACCACCACCCACGGACCGUGUCUGGUACAGCUUCCGAGUCCCGCCCCAGCUGGAGCUGAAGGUGCGGCCGAAGCUGGGCGAGCGGGAGGUCACGUUCCUCCACGUCACCGAGUGGAUCGAGAAGAAGCUGCAGCACGAAUUCCAGAAAAUCUUGGUGAUGCCAAACAUGGAUGAUCUCAUCGUUCCCAUCAUGAGCUCAGGCCUGGAUCCUCAGACUCCUGCUGGAGGAAUUCCCAGGGACCUACCAGCCAAGGGAGAGAAGAGGCUUUGA